UGAUUCUCCCACUCUCAUUUUUCUCCCCUCUGAGUCAACUCGUUCUCUUUUGUUGUUCGGCGGGUUCCUCGAUUCUCUCUGUGGCUCCUUUUCUUUUUUAAUGGUCUCGUUCUCUGUCACCAACGAAGGACAAACGCCGAUUUGCUCAGAAAGUGAAACGCAGAUUACUGAAGGAGACUAGAUUGUGUUUAAAAAAAAGAAUUGAAUUUUGUUGCUUCUCGAUCUUUGUUCUCUGUCUUUGGCUGGUGUUUUAUGGUUGAUUCUGGUUUUGGAAGAACCUCAAUCUCUGCCAUGAAUGGAAACAAUGGAGGGCUAGUUCCGAUUGGGGAACGUAAGGCGACUGUAGUUUACAUGUCCGGUUACCUCCCUGGAGCAGCGCCGGAGAAAUCCCCAACUCUCUCUCCUGUUCCCGUGCGGUUUCCGGCGGCUGUUCACGGCGGCGAUUCCUGGAAAGACGUAUGUGGCGGAGGUUGUGGAUUCGCCAUGGCUAUUUCAGAGAAUGGGAAGCUUAUAACAUGGGGCUCUUCUGAUGAUGAAGGACAGAGCUAUGUUACUUCUGGAAAGCAUGGGGAAACUCCAGAGACGUUUCCUCUUCCCACGGAGGCUCCAGUCGUACAUGCUUCUGCAGGAUGGGCACACUGUGCGGUUGUAACAGAGGCUGGUGAAGCAUUUACUUGGGGUUGGAAAGAGUGCAUUCCAUCAAAGGAAUUUGGUGGGAAGCAGCAGAGUGGCUCGAGUGAGCAAGUGAAUCCAUUGUUGCAAGGUUCAGAUGCAUCAAGCGGUAUGGCAUUACAGAAUGAGAACCGGAAGGUUGGUGAGGAAUCAGUGAAGAGGAGACGGGUUUCAACCGCUAAAGAUGAAACGGAAGGUCUUACGUCUGGAGAGGACUUCUUUGCUACAACACCUUCGCUUGUAAGCGUUGGCCUUCGAGUGAGGAUCACCACCGUUGCUACUGGUGGUCGGCAUACUCUGGCAUUGUCAGAUGUGGGACAGGUUUGGGGUUGGGGAUAUGGAGGCGAAGGGCAGUUAGGAUUGGGUUCCCGGAUCAAAAUGGUGUCGUCUCCUCAUCUAAUACCUUGCUUUGAAUCACCUGGAUCUGGAGAGGAGAGAUAUUUCAUGUUACAUCAAGGGACAGCAACCACGUCUACUCAAGUCUCAAGAACUCCUGGUCAGUAUAUAAAGGCGAUUUCUUGUGGAGGGCGUCAUAGUGCGGCAAUUACAGUUGCAGAUGCUGGAGGGUUAAUAACUUUUGGCUGGGGUCUCUAUGGACAGUGUGGCCACGGGAACACAAAUGACCAGUUAAGGCCCAUGGCUGUGUCAGCAGUGCAGAGUGUUCGGAUGGAAAGUGUAGCAGCUGGAUUGUGGCAUACGAUUUGCAUCUCUAGUGAUGGUAAAGUGUUUGCCUUUGGCGGAAACCAGUUCGGGCAACUGGGAACUGGCACUGAUCAUGCGGAGACGAUACCGAGGUUGUUGGAUGGCCAGAACUUGGAGAACAAACAUGCAAGAGUAGUUAGCUGCGGAGCGCGACACAGUGCUGUUUUGGCAGAAGAUGGUCAGUUGCUAUGUUGGGGAUGGAACAAAUACGGACAGCUAGGUCUAGGGGACACAAUUGACCGGAACAUCCCUACUCGUGUUCAGCUCGAUGGCUGCAGCAGACUGAGGAAAGUGGCGUGUGGAUGGUGGCAUACGUUACUACUAGCUGACUCACCCACUUGAGUUUCCCGACCAAUCAAAUCACCAGAUCCUCAAAACACACAUUUUCGUGUUUUCACCUCGUAGAAGAGAUAUGCUUAUAGGUUUGACAAAGGCUGUACGUACAGGCUUUUUGCUGUAUGUGUUUUUCUUCUUCAGUCUCUCCCUUGUCUUCAUGGUUUUUUUUAGGGGCAGAGCUUUGACUUUGCAUUGUGUCACAUGGGGAAAUUGCGAAACAGAACAAUAAAACUGUUUGGUAUGAAAGAAUCGUAGGAUUUCUUUAGAUGAAUGUAUAAAUAAACAGUCUGGAUAUUUUUAGAUUUGUCAAGAACAAGAGUGGGAAGCAUUAUGCAUUUUGUAAUCUUUUGAAAAGAGCCAUAAACGCACCCUGUUAAUAGUAUGAUAUGAUCAAAUCUCUUCUUUCUUUGUGGAUAUAUAAUUGUAGUAGUAGCUCUGUAUUUGUUUCUUUGGAAACUCUUGUUUCGUAAACUCAUGAGAACAACGUCUUAGCUUAGCC
Messenger RNA from Thlaspi arvense, 2209 nucleotides. NCBI's taxonomy places the organism in Eukaryota, Viridiplantae, Streptophyta, Magnoliopsida, Brassicales, Brassicaceae. The record is from the annotation of a GenBank genome assembly.